This is a messenger RNA of Triticum turgidum subsp. durum (durum wheat), 627 nucleotides long. NCBI's taxonomy places the organism in Eukaryota, Viridiplantae, Streptophyta, Magnoliopsida, Poales, Poaceae. The record is from the annotation of a GenBank genome assembly.
AUGUCACAGCUCCAACAGCUGACAGCGCAAUUUUUAAUUGUAUAUGGAGAAGAUAUAUUGUCUGCACGUAAUCAUAAUUGCUUGAUGCUUCUGCAGCAUUUUGACCGCAUCAGCAGACUUAUUCUCAACCUUGACUAUACACUGGUCAAAUGUAGCAACCGAUUCUUGAUGGAAGAGAUGACAAAGUUUCCUAAAGUUACAAGCUUGACAUUGGCUGUAAUGGCAUUUGAACAUUCCUUUGGAGCCAGCUUGUUUCAUGUUCUCAGGAUAUCUAGUGGUAUAAGAGAGCUGGAGGUUAAACUUGCCUUGCCGAGCAAACCGAAGCCAUACCCUCCGUGCCAAUCAGGUUGCAUUUGUGCUGAGCCAUCAAACUGGGAAACCGAGGAACUCGUGCUACCUUGCCUCAAAGAAGUAGUAAUCAACGACCUGAGAGGAACUGAACAUGAACUCGCUCUUGUGAAAAGGUUAUUCAACUGGACAAAGAUGCUAGAGGGGAUGAGAGUAAAUUUCCAUGACUCAAUCACUGAAAGCAAGGGUGAAGAGCUCCGCAAAUUGUUAUUAAGCUUCUCUAGGCCAGGACUACGUAUGAACUUCACGCAUCAUGGAGAAGUUUGUUCAUACGAUUAG